AUGGCUUACCAGCAGCAAGACCCCCCUCUUAGGGCCUUCAUAGGCGACAGCCCAGCACUUAGUAAGGUCUCUUCUCUUUCUUCUCUGCAUUUCCCUCUUCCUUCUUUAAACACAAACAUCGACAGACGCACUCAGGAGCUCGACACGAGAGACAGAGGCCCGCCCUACAUUAGCAGCAGCAGCAGCAGCAGCAGCAGCAGCAGCAGCAGCAGCAGCAGCAGCAGCAACAACAACAACGGCGGCUACCAGUACCCUCCAGAUGGGCAAGAUCAUGUAGAAACGCAACAGCAAGGACGUCGCAGCAGCAGCUGCUGCGGCGGCAGUAACUGCAGCAACAGCUGCUGCUGCAGCAGCAACUCCAGCAGCAGCAACUGCAGCAGCAGCCCUCGCUUCUCCCGGGCUGGGGGAGCGCAGCUGCUGCAUCAUGCCGAUGCCUUUGACAGGCAGUCUCCUACGCACUACACCCCUUUCACACAGCCUAUAUCGCAGCAGCAGCAGCAGCAGCAGCAGCAGCAGCAGCAUCUCUACAAGCAGCAAGAACACAACUCGCAAUAUUACAGCCAGAACCAGCAGCAGCAGCACGCCAUGCAGCCGCAGCAGCAGCUUCACCUGCAGCAGCUUCCUCAGCAGCAGCAGCAGCAGCAGCACGUUAUGCAGCCGCAGCAGCAGCUUCACCUGGAGCAGCUGCCUCAGCAGCAGCAGCAGCAGCAGCAGCAGCAACAUGCUGGAAUGUCUGAUGCUUCUCUAGAAGAUUUGUCUCCGCUGCAUUUGUCUUAUAUUAACCAGAGAGGAGCAGCAGCAGUCUUUCAGCGCAGGGAGCAGCAGCACCAUGCACAUAUAUGCGGCAGUGAGGCUCUUGCUGCUGCUGGCAGCACCGAUGUGGGGCCAGCUGCAGCAGAAGCAGAGGCAGCAGCAGCAGGAAGCAGCGGGCUUCAGGCUCCUUCUCCUAUCGGCACCCCCCGGGGUUCUGAGUGCAGCAGCAGCAGCAACAGCAGCAGCAGUAGCAGCAGCAGUUGCUACAGCAGCAGCAGCAGCGCCUACGGCAGCUGCUACAACCUGGCUCGAGGCAGCCGCAGCAGCAGCAGCAGCAGCAGCUGCUGCUCUUUUCAACCAAAAGAAGACCGCCGCAGCAGCCGCACGAAGCUACUGGACUCGCUGCGCAGCACAGGGGCUGUGCUGCCUCUUACAGACAGCAGCAGCAGCAGCAGCAGCAGCAAUGCAGCGCAGCAGCAGCAGGAGCCUGAAGCUCCCUUUCCCCUCAAUCUAAUGGGCAAGAAAACAGAACCCAGAAAACAUCACGUCGGGUUUGGGGCUACGAGCGUGGCUGAGCUGGCCCUGCAGCAGCAGCAUCAGCAACAGCAGCAGCAAUAA
Molecule: messenger RNA, 1371 nt
Organism: Eimeria acervulina
Lineage: Eukaryota; Apicomplexa; Conoidasida; Eucoccidiorida; Eimeriidae
Exons: 2
Coding region: 1-1371 (456 amino acids)
Source: RefSeq, a predicted model, not a curated record